UGAGAUUGGUUUCAAGAGUAAGUUCCCUGACUCGGGAAACGCAAUCGAAACCACAGUAGCUACAGUCGGUACAAAUAGUGCCACGAGGCACUCAGUUAAUUCAUUUCUCGUUGAGCCUAGAACUGUUUCGAGAACCCGUAGUAAGUGUAAAAUCAUUAUCGGAGCUGAUAAAGGUCGUAAAACCUUCAAUGAGUAAUGUGUGUUAGUAUAAGGAAGUCAUGAAAUUGGUUCUGUGGUGUUACUUAUUUCUAUUUCUAUGUGGUUCAUUACAAACACAGAAUCCCGAUGGAAAGAGCCGCAAAUUGAGCGAUGGCGUUGAAUUCAAUGAGGUUUCCCGGUCGGCACUUCUGAAGAUCCUCGGGGACGUUGAAGAGAAUAUACACCACAAGCUACAGAAGAAGAAAAAUGUGAAGCCAACCUUCACUGCGACCUUUGCCAACAACAUCUACACAAAGCCACAUAUUUAUCCCAAGUAUAAAAAACAGUAAAAUA
Messenger RNA from Spodoptera littoralis (African cotton leafworm), 492 nucleotides. The record is from the annotation of a GenBank genome assembly. NCBI's taxonomy places the organism in Eukaryota, Metazoa, Arthropoda, Insecta, Lepidoptera, Noctuidae.